AUGUCUACGUACAACUACGAGUCCAGGCGCGUCACCCCCUCGGCGCAUGUGGGCAACCGUUUCGACACGGCGCACCGCAAGAAAGCCGUGGCGAACAUCUUCGAGAACGUCAACCAAGAAGCCGUGAUGCGCCUGUUCCAGAAAACGGGCGAUAUGAAGGCGGAGGAGCGCGUCCGGAGCAUCUUCUCCUACACGCACGAGCCCGAGGACCGGUCGCGCGCACUCAUGGCUCUCAAGCAGCGCAAAAAGGACAAGUUUCUUCAGAUCGCAGGGAUGGUGCGGCAUCUGCUGAAGCUGCGGUGA
This is a messenger RNA of Knipowitschia caucasica, 303 nucleotides long. Lineage: Eukaryota; Metazoa; Chordata; Actinopteri; Gobiiformes; Gobiidae. The record is from the annotation of a GenBank genome assembly.